CAGCGCCGGCUGAGCAAACAUGGCCCGGGCGGCGCGCGUAGCGUGGGUUCUUGGCUUGAGCCGGUGCGCCCUGGCUGAGGGGUCGCGCAUACGACCCUGGCCGCCAAUCUCGGCUCAGAGCUUGGCCGGCUACACCAGGGCGGCGGCAGGAAGCUCGGGCCCGGCGGUCCGCAAGGGGAGCCCGCGGUUGCUGGGGGCGGCGGCGCUGACCCUGGGCGGCGCGCUGGGGCUGUACCACACCGUGCGUUGGCACCUGCGCUCCCAGGACCUCCGCGCCGAGCGCUCGGCUGUGCAGCUGUCCCCAUCCAGCCAUCUGCAGCUGACCCUGUACCAGUACAAGACCUGUCCCUUCUGCAGCAAAGUCCGUGCCUUCCUCGACUUCCACUCCCUGCCCUAUCAGGUAGUGGAGGUGAACCCUGUCAGAAGGGCUGAGAUCAAAUUCUCCUCCUACAGGAAGGUGCCCAUCCUGGUGGCCCAGGAAGGAGACAGCUUGCAACAGCUGAAUGAUUCCUCAGUCAUCAUCAGUGCCCUCAAGACCUACCUGGUGUCAGGGCAACCCCUGGAAGAGGUCAUCACCUAUUACCCACCUAUGAAGGCCACGAAUGACCAGGGCAAGGAGGUGACCGAGUUCUGCAACAAGUACUGGCUCAUGUUGGAUGAGAAGGAGGCCCAGCAGAUGUAUGGCGGGAAGGAAGCCAGGACGGAAGAGAUGAAGUGGCGGCAGUGGGCAGACGACUGGCUGGUGCACCUCAUCUCCCCCAAUGUGUACCGGACACCCGCUGAGGCCCUGGCUUCCUUCGACUACAUUGUCCGUGAGGGAAAGUUUGGGGCUGUGGAGGCCACCAUGGCCAAGUAUGUGGGUGCAGCUGCCAUGUACCUCAUCAGCAAGCGCCUCAAAAGCAGGCACCACCUACAGGAUGAUGUCCGUGCAGACCUCUAUGAGGCAGCCAACAAGUGGGUGACAGCCGUGGGCAAAGACCGCCCGUUCAUGGGGGGUCAGAAGCCUAACCUUGCUGACCUGGCAGUGUAUGGUGUGCUGAGAGUGAUGGAGGGUCUGGAGGCCUUUGAUGACCUGAUGCGACACUCUCGAAUACAACCUUGGUACCUUCGGAUGGAGCAGGCCAUUGAGGAAGCUCCCUCAGUGCACCCUAGGCCCCCUAGCUGCUGAGACUAGCUGCUGAGGGCCAAGACCAUGGCCAUGCUGGUAAGGGGCAGAGUCGUUUUGUCUCUGGUCCACCCAGUCCCUUCUGGCCCUCUAUUGGACAUUUGUAGGGACAUUGACACUGGGGACAAGGCCCAGACUCAUAGCUAUCUGAGAGUAAAGGGUCAGGAGAUCACAGAGGACCCCAGUUUCAGGGGCCUGCUCUUCCAACAAGGAUUCCUUUUCAACUCUCCCAGGGCUCAGUGACCCCUUGUUGACAAGGAUCAGACUGGCUCCUACCCUGGACAAGGGGAGGGCAGUCUGCAUUAGGAGAAUCCCUGUUCCCAUGUUUCCUGGUCCUAGCUUUCCCCAGGUAUUCCUGGGACUACUGUAUUUGCAAUAAAGGAGAGGUCUGCUAUU
Messenger RNA from Phodopus roborovskii (desert hamster), 1561 nucleotides. RefSeq names its product prostaglandin E synthase 2 (gene Ptges2). The coding region runs from base 20 to 1168 and encodes 382 amino acids. Gene Ontology annotation, cellular component: mitochondrion. Gene Ontology annotation, molecular function: prostaglandin-E synthase activity. The record is from RefSeq and is a predicted model, not a curated record. NCBI's taxonomy places the organism in Eukaryota, Metazoa, Chordata, Mammalia, Rodentia, Cricetidae. The transcript is spliced from 7 exons.